Messenger RNA from Conger conger (European conger), 1443 nucleotides. RefSeq names its product sodium/hydrogen exchanger 9B2. The transcript is spliced from 11 exons. Gene Ontology annotation, molecular function: antiporter activity. Lineage: Eukaryota; Metazoa; Chordata; Actinopteri; Anguilliformes; Congridae. Gene Ontology annotation, biological process: proton transmembrane transport. The coding region runs from base 49 to 1443 and encodes 464 amino acids. The record is from RefSeq and is a predicted model, not a curated record. Gene Ontology annotation, cellular component: membrane.
CCAUGUCCGCCCAGGGGCCUUUUCGCCUCUAUCAUAACUAAAGUGACUAUGGGUGCAGUGCUGUUCGGGGUGGUGUGGUCGAUCACGGAGAAAGAGUGUCUGCCAGGAGGGAACCUGUUUGGCAUCGUGGUGUUAUUUAUCUGUGCCGUGUGUGGGGGGAAGCUGGUGGGGCUGAUUCGGUUCCCUACCCUGCCCCCCUUCCCUCCUCUGCUUGGAAUGCUAUUGGCUGGGAUUCUGCUGCGCAACAUUCCCGUGGUCACGGACGCGGUCCACAUUGAUGUCAGAUGGUCUUCGGCCUUGCGGAACAUCGCCCUGGCGAUCAUCCUCACCAGAGCCGGGCUGGGACUCAACGGCUCGGCUCUGAGGAAACUGAAAGCUGUGUGUCUGCGUGUGGCAGUGGGGCCCUGCUCACUGGAGGCCAGCACUGUGGCUCUGCUCUCCCACAUCAUGAUGGGCCUGCCGUGGAUCUGGAGCUUCAUCCUCGGGUUUGUGCUGAGUGCUGUCUCCCCUGCCGUGGUGGUCCCCUCCAUGCUCCUCCUGCAGAAGGAUGGGUACGGGGUGGAGAAGGGCAUCCCCACCCUGCUGAUGGCUGCCGGCAGCUUUGACGACAUCCUGGCCAUUACCGGCUUCACUACCUGCCUGGGAAUGGCAUUCGCCACGGGCUCCACCUGGUACAACCUGGGAAAGGGGAUCCUGGAGGUGGUCGGGGGAAUGGUCACGGGGGCUGUCCUUGGGAUAUAUAUGAGAUUCUUCCCCAGUAAAGACCAAGAAGACCUGGUGAUGAAGCGAUGUGGUCUGCUCCUGGGCCUGUCUAUCUUUGCGGUGUUUGGAAGUCGUGUUGCUGGCCUCUCGGGUGCAGGGGGGCUGUGUACACUGGUGAUGGCCUUCCUGGCUGGACUGGCCUGGGGAGAGCUAAAGGCUCCAGUGGCAGCGGUUGUUGGGAUAUCCUGGGACAUCUUCCAGCCCCUGCUGUUCGGGCUGAUCGGAGCUGAAAUCACCGUCUCCAAGCUGGACCGCAGUACUGUGUGGCUGGGUCUGGCUACUCUCAGUGUUGGCUUGGUUGUGCGUAUUCUCUUCACCUACUGCAUGGUGCUGUUCGCUGGGUUUAAUCUGAAGGAGAAACUGUUCAUCGCUGUGGCUUGGCUCCCCAAGGCCACCGUACAGGCAGCUAUUGGAUCAACAGCACUGGACAUGGCCCGGAGUAAGGGUGACCCGGUCCUGGAGAAGUACGGCAUGAACGUGCUGACGGUGGCGGUCCUGGCCAUACUGGUAACUGCACCCAUAGGGGCCCUGGGCAUUGGCCUGGCAGGACCCAGACUGCUGCAGAAACGCAAAGAGCCUGCCUUGGGAAGUGCCCAGACAGAGGGUAGACCAGGAGUGGUGUUGGAGUCUGUGCCUGAUCCAGUGUCACAGCCCUCCAUGACACGGGAGAGUUCAAUAUAG